This is a messenger RNA of Phragmites australis (common reed), 1408 nucleotides long. Its product is annotated as calcium sensing receptor, chloroplastic-like. Bases 80 to 1231 code for a protein of 383 amino acids. The transcript is spliced from 6 exons. Lineage: Eukaryota; Viridiplantae; Streptophyta; Magnoliopsida; Poales; Poaceae. The record is from RefSeq and is a predicted model, not a curated record. Gene Ontology annotation, biological process: regulation of stomatal closure; de-etiolation; cellular response to calcium ion.
GUGCGCGCGUGUCGUGUACUCGUGUGUGGCCGAACUCGCAGCGCUGGUGGGUAGACUGCAGGACCAUCCGAAGCCAUCCAUGGCCCCCUUGUCGGUGUCGGCCACCCUCCUCCCGCCGUCGCCGCCGCCAGCGGCGAUUGCCAGGAGCUCGGCACGGCGCGGGCCAGCUAACGCCGCGUCCGUGGCUGCCGCAGCCGGCUCGACCGCGUUGCUGGCGGUGACGCCGGCCGCGCACGCCGUGGCGUUAUCCAAGGAGGAAGUCGCCGGGUCGCUUACCAAGGUGGUGGACACGGUGGACCAGGUCAUCGGCGUCGGCGUCAAGGUCGCCGAGCAGUCCGCGGGCGUGCUCAAGGCGCUGGGCGAGGCCGUCAAGCCGGCGCUCCCUGUGCUAAAGAGCGCCAGCGAGGUGGCCCUCAAGCUCGCCGCACCCGUAGUGUCCGGCGCCUCCAAGCAAGCCACGGAAGCGCUCCAUGGCGCCGGCGUCGACCCUGCUCCCGUUCUGUCCGCCGCAAAGACCGCAGCGGAGCAGGGCACGAAGGUCAUCGACGCCGCGAAGCCCGUCGCCUCGGCGACCGUGGAGACUAUCACGUCGUUGGCCCCGGGGGACUACGUCGUGGCCGCCGGAGCGGCGUUCCUCGCGUACCUCCUCCUGCCGCCUGUCUGGUCACUGGUCUCUUUCAGCCUGCGCGGUUAUAGAGGUGACCUGACCCCGGCGCAAGCUCUCGACAUGGUCACCACGCAAGGCUACGUCCUGAUCGAUGUAAGAAGCGACAAGGACAAGGCCAAAGCCGGCGAGCCGCAGCUGCCCUCGAACGCGAAGAACAAGCUCAUCUCUGUGCCACUGGAAGAGCUUCCAAGCAAGCUGAAGGGCAUGGUGCGCAACGCGAAGAAAGCUGAGGCUGAGAUCACCGCUCUGAAGAUCUCCUACCUCAAGAGGAUCGGCAAGGGCUCCAACGUCGUCGUCAUGGACUCGUACAACGACAACUCGAGGAUUGUAGCCAAGACGCUGAACAGCGUGGGGUUCGAGAACUGCUGGGUAAUGGCAGGCGGCUUCUCCGGCCGGAAAGGGUGGGCGCAGAGCCGACUCGGGACGGAUUCCUUCAACCUCUCCGUCGUCGAAGUCGUGAAGCCGUCGAGGGUGAUCCCUGCAGCUGCUGGUCGGAUUGGGACGACCACGUCGGCGUCCCGGGCGCCUUCUCGCAAGCUUCUCCCUGGCAGCGUCGACGGAUGAAAGAAGCUCGAAGCGCUGUAGUGUAAAUCCAAUGUUUGUUUCAUUUCAAGCUACAGUUUUUUUUAAACUUUCCAGUUAGGGAGAUUUAGUAUUUAGAAUUACAGAAAGCAUGUAAUUUAUCAUAAACAAAUUGUUGAAUAUAAAAUUUCAUGUCACUCAACAAACUCUAUGCAUAAU